AGACUGUACCCGGAGCGGAGCGAGCCAGAAGGGAGCAUGGUCCCCGCGCAGCGGCCGCGCCAACCCCCGCGCCGCCGCCGCUGCCUCUGUCCCCGCCACCGCCGAUCCAGCCGCAGCUCCAGCCCCGGCCCCGGCUCCGCAGCGCCCGUUCUCAACCGCGGCGACCGCCGAGCCUAAGCGGAGCCCGCGCCCCAAGCCGGGAGCCAGCCCCAGCCCCGCGGCCGCCGCGGCUGCGGGGAGAGGGCGGGGGCGAUGCUGCCGGAGCCGCAGCCACCGCCGCCGCCUCGAUGAGAGCCACGCCGCACCGCGCAUAGCCGCACAGGCUGACAGGCGGAAGGUCUGACUUCCUUCUCCCGGGCAUCCUCCCUGGGCUGCCGGGAGGCGGCGGCGGAGGAGGAGGAGAAGGGAGAGAAGGCGGAGAGCAGGAACGCGAGGAGGUGGACCUGGAUCCGUUUCUCCCGGCCAGGACGCGAGCGGCCCCAGCUACCGCUACCCGCCGGCGCUGUGCCCCAUCCAUCAGCCCUCCUGCGCCCAUCCGCGACCCUGGGCUCUCUGCGCGUCGGGCCGGGGCCGGAACGGCGCGGCCGCAGAUCGUCUGGCUUCCUCGUGAUGCUAAUGCUUUGCUAAGUGCUGGUGGCCAUCGAAGUUUUUGCAUCCUGGGGACGAAUCCGGAUCUCACCAGAGACGGACGGCGCAAGGUCCGGGCUCUGGUUCCCUGUGAGAAGCCUCUGCGGCCCACCGAGAUGUCCAGGCACCAUAGUCGCUUCGAAAGAGAUUACCGCGUGGGCUGGGACCGCCGUGAGUGGAGUGUCAAUGGGACCCAUGGGACCACCAGCAUCUGCAGUGUCACAUCUGGUGCUGGUGGUGGCACAGCCAGCAGCCUCAGUGCCCGACCAGGACUCCUGCCACUGCCAGUGGUACCCUCCCGGCUGCCCACACCCGCCACGGCACCUGCUCCCUGCACCACUGGCAGCAGUGAGGCCAUCACCAGUCUCGUGGCCAGCUCUGCAUCAGUGGUCACCAAGGCUCCUGGCAUCUCCAAAGCAGACAGUCAGCCCCAGGGACUCACGACCAGCAUCAGAUGGGGACAGACGCCCAUCAAUCAGUCUACACCCUGGGACACUGAUGAGCCACCCUCCAAACAGAUGAGGGAGAGCGACAAUCCAGGCACAGGGCCAUGGGUGACCACGGUGGCCGCCGGGAACCAGCCUGCCCUGAUCGCACACUCCUAUGGAGUGGCCCAGCCUCCCUCCUUCAGCCCUGCUGUGAACGUCCAGGCCCCGGUCAUCGGGGUGACUCCCUCACUGCCUCCUCAUGUGGGGCCCCAGCUCCCACUGAUGCCAGGCCACUACUCACUCCCACAACCGCCCUCCCAACCACUGAGCAGUGUGGUGGUGAACAUGCCUACCCAGGCUCUGUAUGCCAACCCUCAGCCCCUGGCUGUGUCCACUUUGCCUGGCGUGGGGCAGGUAACUCGCCCGGGACCUACCGCUGUGGGCAACGGCCACAUGGCAGGGCCCCUGCUGCCUCCACCUCCUUCAGCCCAGCCGUCUGCCGCUCUCCCCAGCAGUGCUCCUGCCACCAACGGGCCCCCCACAACAGACUCAGCCCACGGGCUGCAAAUGCUGCGGACCAUUGGAGUGGGGAAGUAUGAGUUCACCGACCCAGGGCACCCCAAAGAAAUGUUGAAGGAAUUGAACCAGCAGCGCAGAGCGAAAGCGUUUACAGACCUGAAAAUUGUUGUUGAAGGCAGAGAGUUUGAAGUCCACCAAAAUGUUCUAGCUUCCUGCAGCUUGUAUUUCAAGGACCUGAUUCAAAGGUCUGUGCAGGAUGGCAGCCAGAGCGGCCGAGAGAAGCUGGAGCUGGUGCUGUCCAACCUGCAGGCUGACGUGCUAGAGCUACUGCUGGAGUUCGUCUAUACCGGCUCGCUGGUCAUCGACUCGGCCAAUGCCAAGACUCUGCUGGAGGCAGCCAGCAAGUUCCAGUUCCACACCUUCUGCAAAGUCUGUGUGUCCUUUCUCGAGAAGCAGCUGACCGCCAGCAACUGCCUGGGCGUGCUGGCCAUGGCUGAAGCCAUGCAGUGCAGCGAGCUCUACCACAUGGCCAAGGCCUUUGCGCUACAGAUCUUCCCUGAGGUCGCAGCCCAGGAGGAGAUCCUCAGCAUCUCUAAGGACGACUUCAUCGCCUAUGUCUCCAAUGACAGCCUCAAUACCAAGGCUGAGGAGCUGGUCUAUGAGACAGUCAUCAAAUGGAUCAAGAAGGACCCUGCAGCACGUGCACAGUAUGCAGCUGAGCUCCUAGCAGUCGUCCGCCUCCCAUUCAUCCACCCCAGCUACCUGCUCAAUGUGGUGGACAACGAGGAGUUAAUCAAGUCAUCAGAAGCAUGUCGGGAUUUGGUCAACGAAGCCAAACGCUACCAUAUGCUGCCCCAUGCCCGCCAGGAGAUGCAGACACCCCGAACCCGGCCGCGCCUUUCUGCAGGUGUGGCCGAGGUUAUCGUUUUGGUUGGGGGCCGGCAGAUGGUGGGGAUGACCCAGCGCUCACUGGUGGCCGUCACGUGCUGGAACCCACAAAACAACAAGUGGUACCCCCUGGCCUCGCUUCCUUUCUAUGAUCGCGAGUUCUUCAGUGUAGUGAGUGCUGGGGACAACAUCUACCUCUCAGGUGGUAUGGAAUCAGGGGUGACGCUGGCUGAUGUCUGGUGCUACAUGUCCUUGUUGGAUAAUUGGAACCUGGUCUCCAGAAUGACAGUCCCUCGCUGUCGGCACAAUAGCCUGGUCUAUGAUGGGAAGAUUUAUACCCUCGGGGGACUUGGUGUGGCGGGCAACGUGGACCACGUUGAGAGAUAUGACACUAUCACCAACCAAUGGGAGGCAGUGGCCCCUCUGCCCAAGGCAGUGCACUCAGCAGCUGCCACUGUGUGUGGUGGCAAGAUCUACGUGUUUGGAGGGGUGAAUGAAGCAGGCCGAGCUGCAGGUGUCCUUCAGUCCUAUGUGCCACAGACCAACGCGUGGAGCUUCAUUGAGUCCCCAAUGAUCGACAACAAGUAUGCACCUGCUGUCACCCUCAAUGGCUUUGUGUUCAUCCUGGGAGGAGCUUAUGCCAGAGCCACCACCAUCUAUGACCCAGAAAAAGGCAACAUCAAGGCGGGCCCAAACAUGAAUCACUCUCGCCAGUUCUGCAGUGCAGUGGUGCUGGAUGGUAAGAUUUACGCAACUGGAGGCAUCGUGAGCAGCGAGGGGCCGGCUCUGGGCAACAUGGAAGCCUACGAGCCCACAACCAACAUGUGGACCCUCCUACCCCACAUGCCCUGCCCUGUGUUUAGACACGGCUGCGUCGUGAUAAAGAAAUACAUUCAAAGCGGCUGACAUCAACAGAAAGCCCAGGACAAGUCUGUGGACAAGUCUGGUGAGGCAAAUGCCACACACCAUGGUAAUCUUUCAGCAACACCAAUGAGAGGCCCACAAAACACAAUCAAGAAACUCACUACGCUAAACAUUUCGAAUAUUCUCUACAUUGAAUGUAGAAAAUCAUCCUCGCCUUUUGGGUGAAUUCGGGGCACAGCGCUCCUGGCAGCAGGAACCUGAAAAACAUGGAGCCAGGGCUCGCUGGCCAGCGGAGGCGUUUGCUCUGAACAGGGGGCACUCACUCUGCCCGGUGCAAUAGUUUCACAUAUUUUUCAUCGGGGAGAGAAGCUGUUUUUUUCUUCUUGCAGAGCAAGCUUGAUCCCUAAACCACCAUAGAUCAGUUAUCCUAUGACAAUAUUAGGCAUCAGGCUCUUUUGGAGUAAGGUCAAAGUGUCCUUAUCACUUUGAGUCCUACUUUUGUUUUUUUUUUUAACCAAUCUACACUUUGAAGUGGCCAAGAGAAAAAGAGGGACAGGACUGUGCAGCACCAAGGCCUAGGAGGCUGCUGGUCCCCACAGGGACAGAAGAGCUGUCUGGCCACGUGCGCAGAGCCAGGGCUGGCAGCCGCAGGGACUGCUGGGGAGAGCCAUCUGUCCUUCACGGGUUUUUCUACAGAAGGACAUGGAGGCCAUGCUAGCUUUCUCUUAGCCAGUAUGAAUUAUUUAGAUUUCCGAGGCAUUUUCUUGAUACACAAAAGGCUAUUUUUAAGUAUUGAGAGGAGGAGACCACAAGAGGGAGAACGUUGUAGGAAUUCCCAAAGCUCUUUGUAGGUAGUGCCGGAGCGGGGGCACUUGCUCUCACUUUUUCUAUUGCAGAAUAGAGGAUCUCUCCUGGGGUGGGCAAUGCCCCCACUUUAUUUUUGAAAAAAGUAACUCCCAGACAUCCCCAGAAGACUGUGCCUCAUGGAGGCAUUGUCAAAGGGAAGGAUCUAUUCUAGAAGGACGUAGAAGGACAUAGAUUCUGACAUCAGUCCAGCUCCCUCCAUGAGGUAAAGCUGAGGACCUAGGCCCAGGGAAGGGACCGAGGGAGGGAGGGAGGGAGAAGAGAUGUCUACAAAGCACAGGAGACUAUUUUUGAUAUUAAUAGCUAUAUAUUCAAGGCACCUGCCACAAGAGCUCUCAGGAUGGGGACAGCCUUCUUAGAUGAGCCAUGACAGCCACGGCCUGAGGAGCACGAGCAGAAUCACUCUUCUUAUCAAAUAUUAACCUGAGAAAAGGGAAGCCAGGAGGGAGGUCACAGUGAAGCUCAAAAGAGAAAGGCCUUCCUGCUAGUCCUUACCCUCCAACCUCACCCGGUCAUCAGUUUCCAUUCCAGGACAGGAAGAAGGCCACCGCCACCACACUGUUUAGUUGAAGUUAGUACCAAAUACACACUUGCCAUUUUUCUACCUGGGAAGUCAGCUCGCCAUUACUUCACAAUAAGAACCAUUGACAAAGAGAAAGAGGACAUGCUUUCCAUCAUUCAGUAUUCGAUGACAAAAUCCCAGUCCUAACGUUGGGCAUCAACUUCUGGCACUACAAGUGUGGCUCACACUUGGACAAGACACUGAGCUUCGUUAUGCAGUUUUUACUAUUAUUUAUUAUUUUAAAAAAAGUAAUAAGCACAAAACUACAUACAUUGUAUGUCAUUUAAAGUAUUUAUGUCAAACAGGGUGCAAGUGUGAACCCAAGGACUGGAGCACAAAUUUCUAACUGCCUGGGGCAGGGCGAAUAUGAGCAUUGGUGUGCGUCUGCCUCCAAGGGAGGCACUAGUGGUCGACAAACUCCAUGCGGAUGACACUGAAAUUCCGUUUCUCUCCUCAUCUAUCACACUGGAGCAAAACUGGCUGUUUCUGUGAAUGAUAUAAAACAGGGUUCUCUGUAAUGGUAUUGUACAUAGUAUAUGUUUAUUGUUAAGUUCUUGUUAUAUUAUAAUAAAUAUAUUUAUAGAUCUAGA
Messenger RNA from Nannospalax galili (Upper Galilee mountains blind mole rat), 5342 nucleotides. RefSeq names its product kelch like family member 29 (gene Klhl29). Lineage: Eukaryota; Metazoa; Chordata; Mammalia; Rodentia; Spalacidae. The transcript is spliced from 14 exons. The record is from RefSeq and is a predicted model, not a curated record. Gene Ontology annotation, molecular function: protein binding. Bases 744 to 3368 code for a protein of 874 amino acids.